AUGGGCGACCCGAGCCACCGCACGCCACCGACUUUAGGCGUCCUUCAGGUCCAUCUGGCCAUCUGCCAUCGCCGCAUCGACACAACAUCAACCAUGAGCAACCUAGAGAGCUCUUUUCCAGCUCAAGGUGUGUCCCGCGCUGCCAAGUUCGUCCUCGCGCCAGCUAACGCACAGUUCACGGCCAAGUCGCUGAACCGACAGGCGAAGAAGGCGAACAAGGACGAGACCGCCGAGAAGAACAAGCUCAAGGCUGCGCUCCAGAAGGGAAACACGGAGGGGGCGCGCAUCUACGCCCAGAACGCCAUCCGCAAGAAGACAGAGGCACUCAACCUCCUCCGUCUCGCCUCGCGCAUUGAUGCGGUCGCGAGCCGUGUCGAGACGGCCGUCACGAUGCGCACCGUGACCAACUCGAUGGGGUCUGUCGUCAAGGGCAUGGACAAGGCGAUGGAGAGCAUGAACCUGGAGCGGCUUUUUGAACCCCACGGCGGUCUAGCUAACAUGCAGAUAUCCAUGGUUAUGGACAAGUUCGAGGCACAGUUCAACGACCUCGACGUCCAGACAUCGUACAUGGAGAGCACGAUGAGCGACACGACCGCGCUCACGACGCCGCAGGACCAGGUCGAUGGUCUCAUGCAGCAGGUCGCGGACGAGGCCGGCCUCGAGAUCCAGCAUGGACUCGGCGAGGCCAAGGUGCCCACGGAGCAGAUCGCAGCCCCCGCUACGCCUGUCGCCGAGGCGCCGCUCGAGGAGGACGGAAGGCUUGCUGAGCGUCUCAGGGCUCUUCGCCCCGCUGUCUAG
Messenger RNA from Trichosporon asahii var. asahii CBS 2479, 798 nucleotides. Its product is annotated as protein-vacuolar targeting-related protein. Gene Ontology annotation, cellular component: ESCRT III complex; multivesicular body. Lineage: Eukaryota; Fungi; Basidiomycota; Tremellomycetes; Trichosporonales; Trichosporonaceae. Gene Ontology annotation, biological process: endosome transport via multivesicular body sorting pathway; late endosome to vacuole transport; protein transport. The record is from RefSeq and is a predicted model, not a curated record. The transcript is spliced from 4 exons. Bases 1 to 798 code for a protein of 265 amino acids.